AUGUGCUGGACAGUUCUGCACAUGCUGGUCCUGUUGACACUCUGCUGUCAGCCUUCUGUUGAGAAUGAUGUGGGGGUUGCAGCUUCCUGUCCGCAGGACCAGAGGGCAUUUCAAGGGUCCUGCUUUGAGCUUGUGGGUCAGCAGCUCCCUUUUCACAGAGCUGAAGAUUGGUGUGAGGAGAGGGGAGGACACCUCGCUUACAUCAAAGAUAAAGAAACUCAAAAUUUCCUCGAGAGACACCUGGACCCUCAAAAGGACAUGUGGCUUGGACUGGCACAGUCUGGAACCCCAAAACCGCAAUUUUCUGUGAAUGAGGAAGGUCCUCCUCUCUCUUGGUUGGACGGUUCACCUCUCACCUUCUCCAAGUGGCAGAGCAGCCCUCAGCCAGAUGCAGCUUGUGGAUUCAUGCUUAGACUCUCAGGCUUUCACUGGAAAGCCACAAAAGACUGCAACAAAAGCAUGCAUUUCAUCUGCCAGUUUGAACCUGGAAGAAGAAUCACAUGUUUGGGUCACCACACCACUCUGCAGUGCAGGUCUGGUCAAGUGUUAAUGAUAGACGGGGCUGUCUUCGGUCGCGACAACAUUCAUUACUGUCGACCCGGGUUCUACACACCAACAUUCACACAGGACAGGUGCAGCCGGGUGAAUGUGGCGGCCUCCAUUAAAGCUCAUUGUGAAGAACAUCAAAUCUGCAGAAUCAGUGAAGUCAUGGGCUCAUUUGAUGACCUUUGCCCUGAGCAGAAGAGCUACCUGACUGUGGACUAUCACUGCAAGGAUGUAAUCACAUUGUCAGUGCCGAUCGUGGCUGCUGUUUAUGAUGACAUCACCAUUAAAAUCAAAUGGCAUGUCCAAGCAUCGUGGGAAAACUGUAAGUUACAGACUGGAGACGGACACAUUUUUCAUCUGCAUGGUCUUUAUGGGUUGAGGAGCCGUGUCGAACAUAAAUACAGCCAUCCUGAUACAUUUGUUGUGGCGCUUGAAUGCACCGACAGUGAAAGAAACAUUACAGCCCAGGAGAUAAUUACCGUCGAAGAGCCUGUUGCAGAGAUUGGUGUCAUCAGAUGCUUUGCUGGAAACGUGUCUUUUUAUGAAAUCGACUGCAGAGCCCUGCAUGGAGGAGCGUUUCACAUUCAAAUACAAGUAAAAGCAGGAACAAAUGUCGCCUACAGAAUACAAAUCGAUGACAGACUGCUAGCCGGCUUACAUGCUAUACGAGGAAAUAUUCCCCACAACGUCACUUUGAGCCCAGAAGCGGUGAAACAGCUCAGCCCUGGCUGUCACAAGCUCACUCUCUACGCAUCCAACUUGGUGACUUUUCCAGAAGUUUCUUCAGACCUUCAGGUCUGUGUCUGGGAAGAGCUCGCCGGGCUUCGGGCCAGCCUGCUGAGAGAGACAGAUGAUUGUUCUGGCUCUGCAUGCAUUACUCUUGAAGUUUCACUUGACCGCGGAGAACCUGUUCUGCUCCUGAUCUCACUGACUGGAGAAAAUGGGACGUUUUCUGAAACUAGAGAAAUGAGUACAACAAGGGACAUUUUUCAGAUCAGUCACCCAAUUCAAGGAUCUGUCCAGGUGAAGAUUAAAGCGUGGAAUGCUUUUUCAUGUCUGGAGGUGGAAGUGCUUGGCUCCCAUGAUGAAAACUCAAUGAUGGAUCUGAACAGUCCUCAUGACUUGUUGAUCUUUCACAAGAAAAUGAGGAAAAGGAAUACGCAAGUUGCAGAUUACACAUUGAAAAUCAUUGCAACUCCUUCGAAUUCAGUGAAUCAGACAAAUGCAACAAUUACACUUUCUUCAAGGGAUCCUCGUUUGGCAAACACACAGACCACUGUUUGGUGGACAUGCAGUAAAAACUGUAAAUGUGAACCAGAAUCCAAAAAUUCAACACAAAUCAUUCCAGGAAAUUGUCUGCCAGAUCCUUUAAACUUCUAUAAAUACACAUUAAAGUUUGAGGUGAGACGUAAUGAUGUGAGAGAGAAAUCCAUUUGCAUCACCCUCAACCCAGCUUUAGACGAAUCGGAUCGAGUGAGCUUCACUUGCAUUGAUAAUUGUAGCCCAGCGUUGCAAUCCAAAGACACAAAAGUUAAAAUGAAGUGCAGUUCUUGUUUAAAUUAUACAUGGUUUGUUGAGGAGACAAAUGUCUACCAGGACUGGCCAAAAGAGACAAGGGACUGCUACAAUGAUGCAAAUCAAAUUCCUCUCGUUGAAAAACAGGACAGUGCAACAGAAUAUGUCAUCAAGCAAAAAUAUAUUAAGGAAGCAUCAAAAAGGCACAAGAAUAUCACUGUUGUGUUCAUUUAUUCAGUGGGUGAGGAACUAUUAUACAAAACCUAUAUCAUAUGGGUAGCAGCAUCUGCAUAUGUUCCUGAUCCAAACAGUGACCCAGAAACAACAGAGGCUAACAUGUCAACCUGGAGCCCUGCAGCAACACCAACUGCAACUUCUUCAGCUGCAACUCCUUCAGCUCCAACUCCUUCAGCUGCAACUCAUUCAGCUCCAACUUCUUCAGCAGCAACUCCUUCAGCUUCACCUGCUGCCACACCUACCACUAUGGCUGCUCUUACAUCUCCAAGUGCAUCAACUUCAAGACCAACCACUGAGGUUUCUGAAAGCCUCUCAUGCACUAUAUCACCAUCAACUGGAACUGUACUUGAUCCUUUCAGCAUAAUCUGCACCAGUGCCCAGCUUUGUUCAAAUUGUCAGUACUGUUUUCAGGCGGAGGAAAAGUAUCUGUUGUGCAGUAAAACUGGAGAAGUCAGGGUUCUGUACCUUCCUGUCGGAGACAGCAGCACUGAAAACAAAUUCCUCAUAACAGCGACUGCAAAAAACAGCAGCUAUGAAGUUAGCACCACUCUAACCGCACAGGUUUUGGAUGCUGCAGCUGACUUGUGCUCAGUGGACGGUCUGGACUCACUGGUACUGAAAGCUGUGGAUAAGCUGGAGAGUGAAGGUCUACUGUCAGCUGUUUCUAUUGGAGAACUUUUUAACUCGGUGGCUGAAAAGCUAAACAGCAAAAAUGAUGGAUCAGAAAAAGAAGCUCGACAAGAGCUCAGGCAGAAGAUGCUGGACUUGAUGAUUGGACUAGUGAACGAGUCUCCAACACAAACUCCAGAAGAAACUCAGGUGGUAGCCAGAGGACUUACUUCUCUCAUUCAGAAAGACGAUGAACUCAGCUUGUCUGCACAGAUUGAUGCCGCCACAUUGUUUGCCAACCUCAGCUUAUCUGUCCUGGAUAUGAAUGUGAGCACAGCUGAAGACAAAGACAAUGUUAUCAUCGCUGCAAGCAUCAUUGUGGAAGGAGUGGGCGUGAUUUUGGAGUAUUCUUCCAAUAAAAAUAUCUCUGACGCCUUGCUUGCUGCUCUGAGCAUCAUACAGAGCACUUUGUUGAAAACAAUGACGGUUAAUGAAGGUCCAAUUAUAAUACAACUACCUCAUAUCAGUUUGUUCGUCAAUCGAAUAAAACCUGAGAUUUUACACAAAGAGUCCAUCAGUGCUAAUUUAAGUUCUCAGCCCACGUUUUCGCUGCCACAACUCCCAUCUGACAUGUUUCUGUCAGAUGAACCAGUGGAUGUCCGGAUGCUGAGUUUAGAUAAAAACCCCUUUUCUUGGAACGAGAAAGGAAACAUUAGUGGACUGAUAGGUGGUCUGUCCUUCACAAGAGAAGAUGGAUCCGGUAUCCCUGUGGAGAACUUAAGUGAAGAUAUUGAGAUUCUGUUGCCAAGACCUGCUGGAGAGCAAGUGAACACCUCAGUUUUGGAUCUUGGGAACUACAGCACAACAGCCAUAGAUGUUCCCUCAGCCGACUCCACUCUGCUUUUAAAGAUGGUGCCUUCUGUGGAUCCUUUACCCUUCAAACUGUUCCUUGGUUACAUGGACUACCCUACUGACACAAAUUAUGUAGCGAUGACAGAGAUGCCUCUUCCGGGAUCUACUCAAGAAGAAAGAUACACAUGGCUUCUUAGUCCCACACAUUUAAAGGGAAAUGCUGGAUUGCAUUAUCUUGUGGUGAGGCCUAUUGUUGGUCCAGGUGUGAAAUCUAUCAAUGCCACAUUAUCUAUCACCCCCAUUACAUCCUCAUGCAAGUUUUGGAAUGAAACUCUAUUGGACUGGAAGGAUUCUGGAUGCAGAGUUGGUGUCAAGACCACACAUUUAGUCACCCAGUGCUUGUGCAACCACCUCACAUUUUUUGGCAGCUCUUUCUUUGUAACUCCAAAUCUCGUUGACCCUUCACGCACUGCUGAGCUGUUUGCGACCUUUGCUGAGAACCCAGUGGUUGUGUGCUUUGUCGGGGCUCUUUUUGUGACCUACCUCCUCGUGGUUGUGUGGGCACGAAGAAAAGACAUCAAGGACACAGUCAAGGUGAAGGGGACGGUGCUGGAGGACAACGACCCCAUGGAUAAUUACCGAUAUCUGUUGUGUGUUUGCACUGGACAUCGCAUAGGAGCCUCCACUUCUUCUCAGGUUGUAGUCACUCUUCUGGGUGCAGACGGAAACAGUAAGCCUCAUCACUUGAGUGAUCCAAAGAAACCCGUGUUUGAGCGUGGAGCCGUGGAUUUGUUCCUGCUGACUACACCGUCCUCUUUGGGAGAGCUGCAGGGCAUCAGACUGUGGCACAACAAUUCUGGAAACCAUCCUGCUUGGUUUGUGGGCAACGUCCUUGUGCAAGAUUUACAAACAGAGCAGAAAUGGUAUUUUUUAUGCAACUCCUGGCUCGCAAUAGACAUGGGUGAUUGCUGCCUCGAUAAACUCUUUCCUGUUUCGACAGAGAUGGAUCUGAAGAAAUUCAGUAACUUGUUCUUCAUGAAGACGGCAAAGGAUUUCAGUGACGGACACCUUUGGUUCUCUGUGAUCAGUCGACCGCCGAGCAGCAACUUUACUUGUGUGCAGAGGGUGUCCUGCUGUUUCUCCCUGCUGCUCUGCACCAUGCUGACCAGCAUCAUGUUUUAUGGGAUCCCAACAGACCCCUCAGAUCAGGUCAUGGAUUUGGGUCACUUUGAGUUCACCUGGCAGCAGUUCAUGGUUGGGGUUCAGAGUUCCCUCAUCAUGUUUCCAAUAAACAUCCUCAUAGUCAGCGUCUUCAGAAACACUCGCCCUCGGGAGUCGUCUUGUUGUCAAAGAAAAACAAAGACAGCAAGUCGCCGCCAGCAAAAAAGCAGCGUACAGACAACUUCUCUACAACCGGGAACUACCAUCAGCAGCACAGGGAGCUCCACUUUAGACACCAUAAUAAAAGAUAUUUCAAGAAUUCUUCAGUCUCUGUCUGAGACAACCAAAUGCAACAUCCCAUCCAUCAAGUCUGAGUUUGGUUCUGGAAAAGAAACUGACAUUAAUGCUGUCCUCGCCGAAGUGGAAGAAUUUCUCAAACAGAAUACCAAAUGCAGCAAUGACACCCAGACAAAAACACAGUGUCAACUAUCAGCCGAGGGGAUUGAGAAGAAGAGCAACAAAACCCAGCAUCUGUACAGACAAAUGUGCCAGCUUGAAAAGGAGCUGAGUCUGAUGGACCCGUCCAGCUUCCCCAGCCCAGUCAGCUUCGAUAAGGCCCAGAAGCAGAUCCAGGGGAUGAAGAGCUACCUUGAAGAUCAGCUCUUCACCUCCAGCCAUUUGGACCUAGAUGAGCCUAAACAUGAGAAGUUUGUUCCUGAGCAUGGCACUUCAAAUGAUGACGAUGUUCUGAAAAAAAAGCCACAGCGUCGGGGUUUUCUACCCUGGUGGUUUAUCUUUGUCGGCUGGUUGCUGGUGAUUGGAACCAGUUUUGUUUCUGGAUAUUUCACGAUGCUUUAUGGGCUGAAAUUUGGGAAGGAGCGCUCCAUCAGCUGGUUGGUAUCCAUGAUCGUCUCCUUCUUUCAGAGUCUUCUCUUUAUUCAGCCACUGAAGGUGGUAUGUCUUGCAGUUUUCUUUGCACUGGUAAUAAAGCGAGUCGAUGAAGAAGAUUUUCAAAAUGUGGCGUUUGAAAGAAGUGGAAGAAAGUCUGGUGAUCAAAAUAAAAAACAAACAAGCCAAUGGGAUUACCAUCUUUAUGAGCCACCUCCUCCUGCAGACAUCGAGAGAAUGAAAAGGAACAAGAUUAUGGAACAGAAGGCCUUUGCUUUGCUCAAUGAGAUCUUGAUUUACAUGGGGUUCAUGUGGAUGUUACUGCUGGUGGCCUAUGGUCAGAGAGAUCCCAAUGCUUUUUUGCUGAAACAGCACAUUAAAAAUAGCUUUUCUGACGACGUCCCAGACAGCAUGACUCUUCAGGAUGUUUUUACCUGGGCUAACACCACUCUACUCCAAAACCUUUUUGGAGAAUAUCCAGGAUUUAUCACAGAUGGAAACUCCAAGCUGGUGGGGAAUGCUCGUGUUCGCCAAUUAAGAGUUGAGCAGAACUCGUGUCAGAUUGCAAGUCUCAUGCUUGGAUUAGUGCCAGACUGUGAAGCCCCCUAUUCAUGGGAGGUAGAAGACACAGGUUCCUACGAAGCUGGCUGGAACCACUCUGUCAAGGAAAGUGCCUCCUCUCCAUGGACGUACCAGACUGAAGCUGAGCUCAGAAGUCUGCCAUUCUGGGGACGACUGGUGCUCUACAGAGGAGGAGGAUUUGUAGCUGAGCUCGGACCAGAUAUUCAAAAUGCCAGCAGCACACUUGAGUAUCUUUUCCAUAAUAAAUGGCUUGAUAAGUACACAAGGGCAAUCUUUGUCGAGUUCACGGUUUACAAUGCAAACGUGAACCUCUUCUGUAUCGUCACGCUCUUGAUGGAGACUUCAGCCGUAGGAGCAUUUCAGUUCUACAGUGAUCUGCAGGCUGUCCGUCUUUACCCAUCAACAGGGGGGCUUUACUUCUUCGUUAUGGCUUCUGAGAUCAUGUAUUUGCUUUUCAUUCUCUACUACAUGUUCAAGCAGGCCAAAUUAUUGAAGCAGCAUCGUUGGCUUUACUUCAAGAACAAGUGGAACCUUCUGGAGCUGAGCAUCAUCCUGCUGAGCUGGAGUGCCACUGCGGUUUUUAUCCAAAGGACUCUGCUUGGAAACCGUGAUAUGAAAUUCUACCAAACCCACAAAGACCAAUUUGCCAGUUUUCGUGAAACUGCUGCAGCCGACUUAGUUCUUCAGUAUUUGGUUGCUUUCUUGGUUCUUCUGUCCACUGUCAAACUGUGGCACCUUCUCAGACUGAACCCCAAGAUGAACCUGAUCACGGCUGCACUGCAUCGAGCCUGGAAUGACAUCUCGAGUUUUCUACUCAUCAUCGUGAUCACACUAGUGGCAUACUCAGUUGCAAGCAACGUAAUUUAUGGCUGGGAGAUUUCAUCUUACAAAACCUUUUUAGAUUCUCUUCUGACCAUCAUCAGUCUGCAGAUAGGCAUCUUUAACUAUGACCAGGUUUUGGACAGUCACCCAGUCCUCGGCGGAUUGCUGUUUGGCUCCUGUAUUGUCUUCAUGACGUUUGUGGUUCUAAAUCUCUUCAUUUCAGUGAUUCUUGUGUCUCUAAACUUGGAGCAAAUGCAUCACAAGCCCUCUGAAGAAGAAGAGAUUGUUGACCUCCUGCUGAACAAACUCUGCAACCUGUUUGGUAUCAGAUAUAAAAGUGAAAAAGACGCCGUGGAGCCCGACGGAGAGGGCAGCAGCAACUUGACCCUUAAUAACAACAGGGAUAUUCUUACUAACACCUCGGUUGAAGACAACAUUUAUCAAAAGUCUGACAACUAAAUGAACAGGAGAUGUAUGUCAAGAUUUUAUGUAGUAAUUUCCUCUUUCGUUUUUGCUUGUUACAUUAAAGAAUGAUUCAAAACUUUA
Molecule: messenger RNA, 7758 nt
Organism: Poecilia latipinna (sailfin molly)
Lineage: Eukaryota; Metazoa; Chordata; Actinopteri; Cyprinodontiformes; Poeciliidae
Product: polycystic kidney disease protein 1-like 2
Exons: 44
Coding region: 1-7671 (2556 amino acids)
Biological process (GO): detection of mechanical stimulus
Cellular component (GO): membrane
Molecular function (GO): protein binding; calcium ion binding; carbohydrate binding
Source: RefSeq, a predicted model, not a curated record